AUGGGCGUCGCUUUCGACAGGUGCGACACACGGCCGGCCAACAUCGAUGCCAUCCUCAGCGGCCUUGACCGAUAUAACCCCGAGACAACCACAGUAUUCCAGGACUACGUCGUGCAACAGUGCGAGGACCGAACUUUCGACUGCUAUGCCAACCUGGCUCUGCUGAAGCUCUACCAAUUCAACCCCCACCUCCUCCAGCCCGAGACCGUCACCAACGUCCUCGUCAAGGCGCUCACCGUCUUCCCCUCUCCCGCCUUCUCCCUCUGCCUCGCUCUCCUCCCUGCCUAUACUCAGCCCUUCCCUGCCUCUGAGGCCGAGGCCCAGUCCGCACAAUCCUCCGACUUUGUCGAAUCCGUCCAGAAGCUCGCUCGCCUUUCCUCGCUCCUCGAGUCCGCCCAGUAUGCUCAAUUCUGGUCUACCCUGAACUCCGAUGACCUGUACGCCGACCUUGUUGCCGACGUCGCUGGUUUCGAGGAGCUCGUCCGCAUCCGCAUCGCCGUUGAGGUCGGCAAGGCUUUCCGCGAGAUCAACGCUGAGGUCCUCGAGCAGUGGCUCGAUGUCAGGAACCGCGAGUCUCUGGAGAAGUUCGUUACCGAGGUGUGCAGCUGGGAGGUCGACAAUUCGGGCGACAACACCAUCAUCCGUGUGCCCACGAACAAGGAGAACGAGGCUCGCAGCGAAGUCAAGAGCGAGCGCGUUGGCAUGGAGAUGUUCGGCCGUGUUAUCCGCCGAGGAUUCGAGCAGGCCGCAUAA
Aspergillus calidoustus is the source of this 753-nucleotide messenger RNA. The record is from the annotation of a GenBank genome assembly. Lineage: Eukaryota; Fungi; Ascomycota; Eurotiomycetes; Eurotiales; Aspergillaceae.